CAAAAACAAAGGGCGUCACAAACCCGGAUUCCCCAAAUUAAACCAAAGGGCGUUUGGCUUUUAAUUUAAUUCAAUGCAAAAGUUCUCAUUUGAGGCAUUGUGGGGCGUAUCCUCAUCACCUAGUGCCAAAAUAAUUGCACAUUUCAUUUUUUUCACUUAUCAUAUGCUAUUGGCAUCCAACCUUUUCCCCAAAAUAAUAAUAUUAUUAUUUGGUUUUUUUUUCCCUCUUUCUUCCAAACAUGCACAAGAGAAAAUCCAAUGAUCUUUCUUCUUCUUCAUCAGCAUGUCGGAAAACGUCCGCAAGCGCCGCGGCAGGAACCAAAACCGCCCGCGCUUGCGACUGUUGCAUCGGGAAGACGGCCGGGUGGUAUUGCCCGGCCGACGACGCCUUCUUGUGCCAAAGUUGUGACCGUUCGGUACAUUCCGCUAACCUUUUAGCCCGAAGACACCAACGGGUUCCUCUCAAGAUUCCACCUUUACCCCGAUCGAUAUCGUCUUCUUCGUGGGAUUCCGGUUUUACUCGAAAGCCCCGAACCCCACGAAGAAGAAGGUGUUGUUUGGCUAAGAAUGCUAAGAAUUACCAUUCUUAUAGACAAGAGGUGGAACUCACCCUUGUCCCGGAAGUAAAUAGCAUUAGUGACGAGAAUUCUCAUCAUGAUGGCUAUAGUGAGGCGGAGGAGGAAGAGGAAGAGCUCCUUUACCGGGUACCGAUUCUCGACCCUUCAGUGGCGGAGAUGUGCACUUCCGGUGAGGGGAAGAAUAUUCCGGCGGCAUCUCGAGAUUUUGGCAAGAAAAGUAGUAACGGAAGCAGUUAUGAGCCUCACGGAGUGAUUGUUCCGUCAGAUUUUGCGACGGAGGUGGAGAGCUUAUUGCUGGGGAAAGGAAUUGACGGGGAGGAGCCGUUAUUGGAUUUGGAAGAGAUGGGGCUUUUGAGUAAUUUCAGUCAAGAAGUCAACGUGUCUUUGGAGUUGACCGAUGGCGGCGACGAUUCGUCACCGGCGUUGACCGGUGAGGAUGAGAGGGUGGAAGUUAGUGAGAGGAAAUUGAAGAAGUCUGGUGCCGGGUUUGGGUCGGGUGGGUCGAAAAUGAUGUGUUUGUUGAAGCUUGAUUAUGAGAGUGUGAUCGCAGAUUGGGCUGACAGAAGAUGCCCAUGGAGUAGCGGUGGCGGACGCCCGCAUCUGGAUCCGUAUGAUUCCUGGUUUGAUCUCACGGAAGGAAGAAUGGUGGAUGCAUAUGUUGAAAUGGGAGCAAUGAGAAGCAAUGGGCAUCCACGAGGAGCAGCUUUGAUGGAUGAAGAGAGAAAGGAGAGAGUGUGGAGAUACAGAGAGAAGCGGCGAAAGAGGCUGUUUUCGAAGAAAAUAAGGUACCAAGUCCGGAAACUCAACGCGGAGAAGAGGCCCAGAAUGAAAGGCAGGUUCGUCAAGCGGUCUAAUCCUUGUCCAGUACCCACCAUUUAGGCCCGCCCACGUGCAAUAUGCGCAAUCUCCCCUCCGUAUCGCCUUUCGAUUUUAGUAUCUACUUUUUUGCAUUUUGCAUUAUCAUCUCUAGGUAGUGUGAACCUAUACAGUUCACCACUAUUGUAUAUCCUAAUAAUUACUCUGUAUCAUUUUUCCAUUAUAUUAAAUUUAAAUCUUCCUCUAAUUGAUCGUCUUCCUCUAAUCAUUCAAUUCUA
This is a messenger RNA of Cuscuta epithymum, 1672 nucleotides long. Lineage: Eukaryota; Viridiplantae; Streptophyta; Magnoliopsida; Solanales; Convolvulaceae. The record is from the annotation of a GenBank genome assembly.